Messenger RNA from Cynocephalus volans (Philippine flying lemur), 3507 nucleotides. It is a transcript of the gene BMP1, whose product is annotated as bone morphogenetic protein 1. Gene Ontology annotation, biological process: proteolysis. Gene Ontology annotation, molecular function: metalloendopeptidase activity; calcium ion binding; zinc ion binding. The transcript has 20 exons. The record is from RefSeq and is a predicted model, not a curated record. NCBI's taxonomy places the organism in Eukaryota, Metazoa, Chordata, Mammalia, Dermoptera, Cynocephalidae. The coding region runs from base 1 to 2961 and encodes 986 amino acids.
AUGCCCGGCGUGGCCCGCCUGCCGCUGCUGCUCUGCCUGCUGCUGCUCCCGCGCCCCGGCCGGCCGCUGGACUUGGCCGACUACACCUACGAGCUGGGCGACGAGGACGACUGGGAGCCCCCCAACUACAAAGAUCCCUGCAAGGCGGCCGCCUUUCUUGGGGACAUUGCCCUGGACGAGGAGGACUUGAGGGCCUUCCAGGUGCAGCAGGCUGCAGUUCUCAGACAGCGUGCAGUCCGUAGGUCUUCCAUCAAAGUUGCAGUGCCAGGAAACUCUUCUGCCCCCUGCUGCAAGAGCACAAGUGGGCAGCCUCGGAGGGAAUCCCGUGGGAGAUGGAGAGGCAGGUCCCGGAGCCGGAGGGCAGCAACCUCCAGACCAGAGCGUGUGUGGCCCGAUGGGGUCAUCCCCUUUGUGAUUGGGGGAAACUUCACUGGCAGCCAGAAGGCAGUCUUCCGGCAGGCCAUGAGGCACUGGGAAAAACACACCUGUGUCACCUUCCUGGAGCGCACCGACGAGGACAGCUAUAUAGUGUUCACCUACCGACCCUGCGGGUGCUGCUCCUACGUGGGUCGCCGCGGCGGGGGCCCCCAGGCCAUCUCCAUCGGCAAGAACUGUGAUAAGUUCGGCAUCGUGGUGCAUGAGCUGGGCCACGUCAUUGGCUUCUGGCACGAGCACACGCGACCCGACCGGGACCGCCACGUCUCCAUCGUACGCGAGAACAUCCAGCCAGGGCAGGAGUAUAAUUUCCUGAAGAUGGAGGUGCAGGAGGUGGAGUCCCUAGGGGAGAACUAUGAUUUUGACAGCAUCAUGCACUAUGCCCGGAACACAUUCUCCAGGGGCAUCUUCCUGGACACCAUCGUCCCCAAAUAUGAGGUGAAUGGGGUGAAACCUCCCAUCGGCCAAAGGACCCGGCUCAGCAAGGGAGACAUUGCCCAGGCCCGCAAGCUCUACAAGUGCCCAGCCUGCGGAGAGACCCUACAAGACAGCACGGGCAAUUUCUCUUCCCCUGAGUACCCCAAUGGCUACUCCGCCCACAUGCACUGUGUAUGGCGCAUCUCAGUCACACCUGGGGAGAAGAUCAUUCUGAACUUCACGUCCAUGGACCUAUACCGCAGCCGCCUGUGCUGGUAUGACUAUGUGGAGGUCCGAGAUGGCUUCUGGAGGAAGGCGCCCCUCCGAGGCCGGUUCUGCGGGGGCAAACUCCCCGAGCCCAUUGUCUCCACCGACAGCCGCCUCUGGGUCGAAUUCCGCAGCAGCAGUAAUUGGGUUGGCAAGGGCUUCUUUGCCGUCUACGAAGCCAUCUGCGGGGGUGAUGUGAAAAAGGACAAUGGCCAUAUCCAGUCUCCUAAUUACCCAGAUGAUUACCGGCCCAGCAAAGUCUGCAUCUGGCGGAUCCAAGUGUCCGAGGGCUUCCACGUGGGCCUCACCUUCCAGUCCUUUGAGAUCGAGCGCCAUGACAGCUGUGCCUACGACUACCUGGAGGUGCGGGACGGGCACAGUGAGACCAGCACCCUGAUCGGGCGCUACUGUGGCUACGAGAAGCCCGAUGACAUCAAGAGCACAUCCAGCCGCCUCUGGCUCAAGUUUGUCUCGGAUGGAUCCAUUAACAAAGCAGGCUUUGCUGUCAACUUUUUCAAAGAGGUGGACGAAUGCUCUCGGCCCAACCGCGGGGGCUGUGAGCAGCGAUGCCUCAACACUCUAGGCAGCUACAAGUGCAGCUGUGACCCUGGGUAUGAGCUGGCCCCGGACAAGCGUCGCUGUGAGGCUGCCUGUGGAGGAUUCCUCACCAAGCUCAACGGCUCCAUCACCAGCCCAGGCUGGCCCAAGGAGUACCCUCCCAACAAAAACUGCAUCUGGCAGUUGGUGGCCCCCACCCAGUACCGCAUCUCCCUGCAGUUUGACUUCUUUGAGACCGAAGGCAAUGAUGUAUGCAAAUAUGACUUUGUGGAGGUGCGCAGUGGACUCACAGCUGACUCCAAGCUGCAUGGCAAGUUCUGUGGCUCCGAGAAGCCCGAGGUCAUCACCUCCCAGUACAACAACAUGCGUGUGGAAUUCAAGUCCGACAACACCGUGUCCAAAAAGGGCUUUAAGGCCCACUUCUUCUCAGACAAGGACGAAUGCUCCAAGGAUAACGGCGGCUGCCAGCAGGACUGCGUCAACACGUUCGGCAGCUACGAGUGUCAGUGUCGCAGUGGCUUCGUCCUCCAUGACAACAAACACGACUGCAAGGAAGCCGGCUGUGACCACAAGGUGACAUCCACCAGUGGCACCAUCACCAGCCCCAACUGGCCUGACAAAUAUCCCAGCAAGAAGGAGUGCACAUGGGCCAUCUCCAGCACCCCUGGGCACCGGGUCAAGCUGACCUUCGUGGAGAUGGACAUCGAGUCUCAGCCUGAGUGUGCCUAUGACCACCUGGAGGUGUUUGACGGGCGCGAUGCCAAGGCAUCUGUCCUCGGCCGCUUCUGUGGCAGCAAGAAACCCGAGCCCGUCCUGGCCACGGGCAGCCGCAUGUUCCUGCGCUUCUACUCUGACAAUUCGGUCCAGCGGAAGGGCUUCCAGGUGUCCCACUCCACAGAGUGUGGGGGCCAGGUGCAGGCAGAGGUGAAGACCAAGGACCUUUACUCCCAUGCCCAGUUUGGGGACAACAACUACCCAGGGGGAGUGGACUGCGAGUGGGUCAUUGUGGCUGAGGAAGGCUAUGGUGUGGAGCUCGUGUUCCAGACUUUCGAGGUGGAGGAGGAGACCGACUGCGGCUACGACUACAUGGAGCUCUUUGACGGCUAUGACAGCACAGCCCCCAGACUGGGGCGCUACUGCGGCUCAGGGCCUCCCGAGGAGGUGUACUCGGCCGGAGACUCUGUCAUGGUGAAAUUCCACUCGGAUGACACCAUCACCAAAAAAGGUUUCCACCUGCGGUAUACCAGCACCAAGUUUCAGGACACACUCCACAGCAGGAAGUGACCAUGGCCCUCGCACCAGGGAAGCAGGACCAGGAGGCCUGCUUCCUGUGGUCACUGAGACUGGACAGUGGGGGGCGGGCAGAAGGCGACAUACCGUCCCUCUCCUCCAGGAGCCAGGACCUGCAGGGCCACUGGGCCAGGUGAGGCUGUCCUCUGGAGGCAGGGGAACUGGACUCUUCAUAAGCCACUUCCCCGUGACCCCCACCAGAGCAAGGGGCCAGGGAGCCAGAGCUUUCACUGAGACACUUGAAGUGACCAUUCCUCUCUGGGUGCCCUGCCUAGUGGCAAGAGGGACCAUGUGCAGGACCCCACUGCCCUCCCUGCCCAUCUCUACGCGCUGUAUUGUGUAUAGCCACUGGCGUAAUCUUCAUUGUAAUGUACAUCCCACCCCUUCUCCAGCCUCGAUUUGGUUUGAUUUGAGCCCCCGCUCCCCCGCUUCCUGGGGCGUGAGUGACCCAGGAGCCACUGCCAGGAGAUGAAGGGGAGGGUGGGAAACAAGACAGGGCCUCUCUCAGGCCCAGUGGCUGGUCAGCCACACCAGGGCACC